Molecule: messenger RNA, 16362 nt
Organism: Coregonus sp. 'balchen'
Lineage: Eukaryota; Metazoa; Chordata; Actinopteri; Salmoniformes; Salmonidae
Source: the annotation of a GenBank genome assembly
UGUUUCACCCUCCAGCCAAAAUGAUCCACAGUCUGUUCCUCGUGAACUCCUCGGGGGACAUUUUCCUGGAGAAGCACUGGAAGAGCGUUGUGAGCCGCUCCGUGUGCGACUACUUUUUCGAGGCGCAAGAGCGUGCUAGCGAGCCGGAGAACGUGCCCCCUGUCAUCCCGACCCCCCACCACUACCUAAUCAGUGUGCUCAGGCACAGCAUUUACUUUGUGGCAGUGAUCCAGAGCGAAGUGCCACCACUCUUUGUCAUUGAGUUCUUACACAGGGUGGUUGAUACAUUCCAGGUUUGUACUUGGACUUGGUAUAGUUACUUUUCAUCCAUUUGCUUUCACAUGUUCAGGCAGUUCAUCACCACCAACUAGGUCUACCUUGCAAUGUAAAAAUCUGUUUCUUUGAGUUACUGAUUGUCUUAUUGUUAAGUUACCAAGUGUUGUAACUUUUUAAAUGAUGUAAGUCAUUUAUCUUCUCACUCUCCAUUCCCUCUACUGAUCCCUCCUUCCCUUGCCUCUAACUCCCUUCCUCCCUGUUGUCAGGACUACUUUGGGGUGUGCACGGAGGCAGCGAUCAAGGACAAUGUGGUGGUAGUAUACGAGCUGCUAGAGGAGAUGCUGGACAAUGGUUUUCCCCUGGCCACAGAGUCCAACAUCCUCAAAGAGCUCAUCAAGCCGCCCACCAUCCUGCGCACAGUGGUCAACACCAUCACAGGUACCUGAACAUUACGAAGUCUGCCUCACUAUGUCAUCACUUUUUCCUGACCAUAACAACCUCAACACCCUAGUACUACACCAGGCAACUUGACCAGAAGAAACUCAGGCCCCUAGUCAUGACAUAUAAAUGUUCAUCAAUAGUUAUAUUUAUUUACAGAUUAUUGGCAGCGGGCAUUGGCUAUGAUAUGUUUUUAAACUUUGCAUUUAGACACCUGUCACUGUACACAACUAUCUGAAUGUAUACAUCCUGUUUGUCUUUCAUUAUGUUUGACUGUUCUGUUUGUAGGCAGCACCAAUGUAGGGGAGCAGCUCCCUACUGGACAGUUGUCCGUGGUGCCAUGGCGACGCACUGGAGUGAAGUACACCAACAACGAGGCCUACUUUGAUGUAGUGGAGGAGAUUGAUGCCAUCAUCGAUAAAUCAGGUAUAGUAUGCAUACUGCCCCAUCAUGGUCUCCAUUAAAAUCUGUCCUGACUCAUUAAAAACAACAGAAUCACAGAACUUGACAUUCUGAUUGACUCGUUCUCUUUCUCCAUCUCUCUCUAUUUCUCUCAUACACUGUUAGGCUCCACUAUCACAGCAGAGAUCCAAGGGGUGAUUGACGCCUGUGUGAAACUGACAGGCAUGCCUGACCUCACUCUCUCGUUCAUGGUGAGUCCUCUCUUUCUCUCUCUCUCUAGCCCAGGGGUGGGCAAUCAAUUUGGCUCGAGGGCCACAUUGGGAUUUCAAAUUUCAGCGGAGUGACGCAAAUAUUUUUUGGGGGGGCAAUUUGUUUUGGCAAAAGCAUUACGGCCCAGAAAAAUUGCAGUUAUUUUAAAAUAUAGGUCCAUUAUAAUUUUUGCAUACUUUCUAUCUGUACUGAACAAAAAUAUAAACGCAACAUGUAAAGUGUUGAUCCCAUGUUUCAUGAGCUGAAAGAAAAUAUCCCCGAAAAUGUCCAUACUCACAAAAAGCUUAUUUCUCUCAAAUGUGAACAAAUUUGUUUAUAACCCUGUUAGUGAUAAUUUUUAUUUUGCCAAGAUAAUCCAUCCACCUGACAGGUGUGACAUAUCAAGAAGUUGAUUAAACAGCAUGAUCAUUACACAGGUGACCUUGUGCUGGGGACAAUAAAAUGUGCACUUUUGUCACACAACACAAUGCCACAGAUGUCUCAAGUUUUGAGGGAGCGUGCAAUUGGCAUGCUGACUGCAGGAAUGACCACCAGAGCUGUUCCCAGAGAAUUUAAUGUUCAUUUCUCUACCAUAAGCUGCCUCCAACGUCGUUUUAAAGAAUUUGUUAGUACGUCCAACCGGCCUCACAACCGCAGACCACGUACAACCACGCCAGCCCAGGACCUCCACAUCCGGCUUCUUCACCUGUGGGAUUGUCUGAGACUAGCCACCCAGGCAGCUGAUGAAACUGAGGAGUAUUUCUGUCCGUAAGAAAGCCCUUUUGUGGGGAAACGCUCAUUCUGAUUGGCUGGGCCUGGCUCCGAAGUGGGUGGUAAAUAAUGUAUUGUGUCAUUUUGUAAUCACUUUUAUUGUAAAAUAAGAAUAGAAUAUCUUUCUGAACACUUCUACAUUAAUAUGGAUGCUACCAUGAUUACGGAUAAUUAUGAAUGAAUAAUGAUGAGUGGGAAUUACAGAUGCACAAAUAUACUACAUGACAAAAUGCUUGUCGAACAUCUCAUUCCAAAAUCAUGGGCAUUAAUAUAGAGUUGGUCCCCCCUUUGCUGCUAUAACAGCCUCUACUCUUCUGGGAAAGCUUUCCAGUAGAUGUUGGAAUAUUGCUGCGGGGACAUGCUUCCAUUCAGCCACGAGCAUUAGUGAGGUCGGGCACUGAUGUUGGGCGAUUAGGCCUGGCUCGCAGUCGGCAUAUCAAUUAAUCCCAAAGGUGUUCGAUGGGGUUGAGGUCAGGGCUCUGUGCAGGCCAGUCAAAUUCUUCCACACCGAUCUCGAACAAACCAUUUCUGUAUGGACCUCGCUUUGUGCACGGGGGCAAGUCAUGCUGAAACAGGAAAGGGCCUUCCCCAAACUGUUGCCACAAAGUUGGAAGCACAGAAUCGUCUAGAAUGCCAUUGUAUGCUGUAGCAUAAAGAUUUCCCUUCACUGGAACUAAGGGGCCUAGCCCGAACCAUGAAAAAUAGCACCAGACCAUUAUUCCUCUUCCACUGAACUUUACAUUUGGCACUAUGCAUUAGGGCAGGUAGUGUUCUUCUAACUUCCGCCAAACCCAGAAUCGUCUGUCGGACUGCCAGAUGGUGAAGUGUGAUUCAUCACUCCAGAGAACGCGUUUCCACUCUCCAGAGUCCAAUGGAGGCAAGCUUUACACCACUCCAGCUGAUGCUUGGCAUUGCGCAUGGUGAUAUUCAGCUUGUGUGAGGCUGCUCGGCCAUGGAAACUCAUUUCAUUAAGCUUCCGACGAACAGUUCUUGUGCUGGCGUUGCUUCCAGAGGCAGUUUGGAACUCGGUAGUGAGUAUUGCAACCAAGGAUAGACAAUUUUUACGCGCUUCAGCACUCAGCGGUCCUGUUCUGUGAGUUUGUGUGGCCUACUACUUUGCAGCUGAGCCGUUGUUGCUCCUAGACGUUUCCACUUCACAAUAACAGCACACACAGUUGACUGGGGCAGCUCUAGCGGGGCAGUAAUUUUAAGAACUGACUUGUUGGAAAGGUGGCAUCAUAUGACGGUGCCACGUUGAAAGUCACUGAGCUCUUCAGUAAGGCCAUUACAUUUACAUUUUACAUUUUAGUCAUUUAGCAGACGCUCUUAUCCAGAGCGACUUACAGUUAGUGAAUACAUAUUUUUUUAUACUGGCCCCCCGUGGGAAUCGAACCCACAACCCUGGCAUUGCAAACGCCAUGCUCUAUCAACUGAGCUACAUCCCCACCGGCCAUUCCCUCCCCUACCCUGGACGACGCUGGGCCAAUUGUGCGCCGCCCAUGAGUCUCCCGGUCGCGGCCGGCUGCGACAGAGCCUGGAUUCGAACCAGGAUCUCUAGUGGCACAGUUAGCACUGCGAUGCAGUGCCUUAGACCACUGCGCCACUCAGGAGUAUUCUACUGCUAAUGUUUGUCUAUGGAGAUUGCACAGCGGUGUGCUCGAUUUUAUACACCGGUCAGCAACAGGUGUGGUUGAAAUAGCCUAAUUCAUUCAUUUGAAGGGGUGUCCACAUACUUUUGUGUAUAUAUAGUGUAUCAUGCCCCAAAAACAUGCAAACCUCCUACCAUUACCCAUAACAGUGGAGGUUAGAGUUAUUUUUUUGGGGGGUGUGAUAUUUAUGCCUCUAACUUUCUCACUCAUCGUUAUUCUGGAUUUGUUCACACACACAUGCAUGCAUGCAUACAUACAUACAGUGGGGAAAAAAAGUAUUUAGUCAGCCACCAAUUGUGCAAGUUCUCCCACUUAAAAAGAUGAGAGAGGCCUGUAAUUUUCUUCAUAGGUACACAUCAACUAUGACAGACAAAUUGAGAAAAAAAAAUCCAGAAAAUCACAUUGUAGGAUUUUUAAUGAAUUUAUUUCCAAAUGAUGGUGGAAAAUAAGUAUUUGGUCAAUAACAAAAGUUUCUCAAUACUUUGUUAUAUACCCUUUGUUGGCAAUGACACAGGUCAAACGUUUUCUGUAAGUCUUCACAAGGUUUUCACACACUGUUGCUGGUAUUUUGGCCCAUUCCUCCAUGCAUAUCUCCUCUAGAGCAGUGAUGUUUUGGGGCUAUCGCUGGGCAACACAGACUUUCAACUCCCUCCAAAGAUUUUCUAUGGGGUUGAGAUGUGGAGAAUGGCUAGGCCACUCCAGGACCUUGAAAUGCUUCUUACGAAGCCACUCCUUCGUUGCCCGGGCGGUGUGUUUGGGAUCAUUGUCAUGCUGAAAGACCCAGCCACGUUUCAUCUUCAAUGCCCUUGCUGAUGGAAGGAGGUUUUCACUCAAAAUCUCACGAUACAUGGCCCCAUUCAUUCUUUCCUUUACACGGAUCAGUCGUCCUGGUCCCUUUGCAGAAAAACAGCCCCAAAGCAUGAUGUUUCCACCCCCAUGCUUCACAGUAGGUGUGGUGUUCUUUGGAUGCAACUCAGCAUUCUUUGUCCUCCAAACACGACGAGUUGAGUUUUUACCAAAAAGUUCUAUUUUGGUUUCAUCUGACCAUAUGACAUUCUCCCAAUCCUCUUCUGGAUCAUCCAAAUGCACUCUAGCAAACUUCAGACGGGCCUGGACAUGUACUAGCUUAAGCAGGGGGACACGUCUUGCACUGCAGGAUUUGAGUCCCUGGUGGCGUGGUGUGUUACUGAUGGUAGGCUUUGUUACUUUGGUCCCAGCUCUCUGCAGGUCAUUCACUAGGUCCCCCCGUGUGGUUCUGGGAUUUUUGCUCACCGUUCUUGUGAUCAUUUUGACCCCACGGGAUGAGAUCUUGCGUGGAGCCCUAGAUCGAGGGAGAUUAUCAGUGGUCUUGUAUGUCUUCCAUUUCCUAAUAAUUGCUCCCACAGUUGAUUUCUUCAAACCAAGCUGCUUACCUAUUGCAGAUUCAGUCUUCCCAGCCUGGUGCAGGUCUACAAUUUUGUUUCUGGUGUCCUUUGACAGCUCUUUGGUCUUGGCCAUAGUGGAGUUUGGAGUGUGACUGUUUGAGGUUGUGGACAGGUGUCUUUUAUACUGAUAACAAGUUCAAACAGGUGCCAUUAAUACAGGUAACGAGUGGAGGACAGAGGAGCCUCUUAAAGAAGAAGUUACAGGUCUGUGAGAGCCAGAAAUCUUGCUUGUUUGUAGGUGACCAAAUACUUAUUUUCCACCAUAAUUUGCAAAUAAAUUCAUUAAAAAUCCUACAAUGUGAUUUUCUGGAUUUUUUUUCUCAAUUUGUCUGUCAUAGUUGACGUGUACCUAUGAUGAAAAUUACAGGCCUCUCUCAUCUUUUUAAGUGGGAGAACUUGCACAAUUGGUGGCUGACCGAAUACUUUUUUUCCCCACUGUAUACACUGCUCAAAAAAAUAAAGGGAACACUUAAACAACACAAUGUAACUCCAAGUUAAUCACACUUCUGUGAAAUCAAACUGUCCACUUAGGAAGCAACACUGAUUGACAAUACAUGUCACAUGCUGUUGUGCAAAUGGAAUAGACAACAGGUGGAAAUGAUAGGCAAUUAGCAAGACACCCCCAAUAAAGAAGUGGUUAUUCAGGUGGUGACCACAGACCACUUCUCAGUUCCUAUGCUUCCUGGUUGAUGUUUUGGUCACUUUUGAAUGCUGGCGGUGCUUUCACUCUAGUGGUAGCAUGAGACGGAGUCUACAACCCACACAAGUGGCUCAGGUAGUGCAGCUCAUCCAGGAUGGCACAUCAAUGCGAGCUGUGGCAAGAAGGUAUGCUGUGUCUGUCAGCAUAGUGUCCAGAGCAUGGAGGCGCUACCAGGAGACAGGCCAGUACAUCAGGAGACGUGGAGGAGGCCAUAGGAGGGCAACAACCCAGCAGCAGGACCGCUACCUCCGCCUUUGUGCAAGGAGGAGCAGGAGGAGCACUGCCAGAGCCCUGCAAAAUGACCUCCAGCAGGCCACAAAUGUGCAUGUGUCUGCUCAAACGGUCAGAAACAGACUCCAUGAGGGUGGUAUGAGGGCCCGACGUCCACAGGUGGGGGUUGUGCUUACAGCCCAACACCGUGCAGGACGUUUGGCAUUUGCCAGAGAACACCAAGAUUGGCAAAUUCGCCACUGGCGCCCUGUGCUCUUCACAGAUGAAAGCAGGUUCACACUGAGCACGUGACAGACGUGACAGAGUCUGGAGACGCCGUGGAGAACGUUCUGCUGCCUGCAACAUCCUCCAGCAUGACCGGUUUGGCGGUGGGUCAGUCAUGGUGUGGGGUGGCAUUUCUUUGGGGGGCCGCACAGCCCUCCAUGUGCUCGCCAGAGGUAGCCUAACUGCCAUUAGGUACCGAGAUGAGAUCCUCAGACCCCUUGUGAGACCAUAUGCUGGUGCGGUUGGCCCUGGGUUCCUCCUAAUGCAAGACAAUUCUAGAACUCAUGUGGCUGGAGUGUGUCAGCAGUUCCUGCAAGAGGAAGGCAUUGAUGCUAUGGACUGUCUCGCCCAUUCCCCAGACCUGAAUCCAAUUGAGCACAUCUGGGACAUCAUGUCUCGCUCUAUCCACCAACGCCACGUUGCUACACAGACUGUCCAGGAGUUGGCGGAUGCUUUAGUCCAGGUCUGGGAAGAGAUCCCUAAGGAGACCAUCCGCCACCUCAUCAGGAGCAUGCCCAGGCGUUGUAGGGAGGUCAUACAGGCACGUGGAGGCCACACACACUACUGAGCAUCAUUUUGACUUGUUUUAAGGACAUUACAUCAAAGUUGGAUCAGCUUGUAGUGUGGUUUUCCACUUUAAUUUUGAGGGUGACUCCAAAUCCAGACCUCCAUGGGUUGAUACAUUUGAUUUCCAUUGAUAAUUUGUCUGUGAUUGUGUUGUCAGCACAUUCAACUAUGUAAAGAAAAAAGUAUUUAAUAAGAUUAUUUCAUUCAUUCCGAUCUAGGAUGUGUUGUUUAAGUGUUCCCUUUAUUUUUUUGAGCAGUGUAUAUAUACAGUGGGGAAAAAAAGUAUUUAGUCAGCCACCAAUUGUGCAAGUUCUCCCACUUAAAAAGAUGAGAGAGGCCUGUAAUUUUCAUCAUAGGUACACGUCAACUAUGACAGACAAAUUGAGGAAAAGAAAAUCAGAAAAUCACAUUUGUAGGAUUUUUAAUGAAUUUAUUUGCAAAUUAUGGUGGAAAAUAAGUAUUUGGUCACCUACAAACAAGCAAGAUUUCUGGCUCUCACAGACCUGUAACUUCUUCUUUAAGAGGCUCCUCUGUCCUCCACUCAUUACCUGUAUUAAUGGCACCUGUUUGAACUUGUUAUCAGUAUGAAAGACACCUGUCCACAACCUCAAACAGUCACACUCCAAACUGCACUAUGGCCAAGACCAAAGACCUGUCAAAGGACACCAGAAACAAAAUUGUAGACCUGCACCAGGCUGGGAAGACUGAAUCUGCAAUAGGUAAGCAGCUUGGUUUGAAGAAAUCAACUGUGGGAGCAAUUAUUAGGAAAUGGAAGACAUACAAGACCACUGAUAAUCUCCCUCAAUCUGGGGCUCCACGCAAGAUCUCACCCUGUGGGGUCAAAAUGAUCACAAGAACGGUGAGCAAAAAUCCCAGAACCACACGGGGGGACCUAGUGAAUGACCUGCAGAGAGCUGGGACCAAAGUAACAAAGCCUACCAUCAGUAACGCACUACGCCGCCAGGGACUCAAAUCCUGCAGUGCCAGACGUGUCCCCCUGCUUAAGCCAGUACAUGUCCAGGCCCGUCUGAAGUUUGCUAGAGUGCAUUUGGAUGAUCCAGAAGAGGAUUGGGAGAAUGUCAUAUGGUCAGAUGAAACCAAAAUAGAACUUUUUGGUAAAAACUCAACUCGCCGUGUUUGGAGGACAAAGAAUGCUGAGUUGCAUCCAAAGAACACCAUACCUACUGUGAAGCAUGGGGGUGGAAACAUCAUGCUUUGGGGCUGUUUUUCUGCAAAGGGACCAGGACGACUGAUCCGUGUAAAGGAAAGAAUGAAUGGGGCCAUGUAUCGUGAGAUUUUGAGUGAAAACCUCCUUCCAUCAGCAAGGGCAUUGAAGAUGAAAUGUGGCUGGGUCUUUCUGCAUGACAAUGAUCCCAAACACACCGCCCGGGCAAUGAAGGAGUGGCUUCGUAAGAAGCAUUUCAAGGUCCUGUAGUGGCCUAGCCAGUCUCCAGAUCUCAACCCCAUAGAAAAUCUUUGGAGGGAGUUGAAAGUCCGUGUUGCCCAGCGACAGCCCCAAAACAUCACUGCUCUAGAGGAGAUCUGCAUGGAGGAAUGGGCCAAAAUACCAGCAACAGUGUGUGAAAACCUUGUGAAGACUUACAGAAAACGUUUGACCUGUGUCAUUGCCAACAAAGGGUAUAUAACAAAGUAUUGAGAAACUUUUGUUAUUGACCAAAUACUUAUUUUCCACCAUAAUGUGCAAAUAAAUUCAUAAAAAAUCCUACAAUGUGAUUUUCUGGAUUUUUUUUCCUCAUUUUGUCUGUCAUAGUUGACGUGUACCUAUGAUGAAAAUUACAGGCCUCUCUCAUCUUUUUAAGUGGGAGAACUUGCACAAUUGGUGGCUGACUAAAUACUUUUUUUCCCCACUGUGUGUAUAUAUAUAUAUAUAUAUAUAUAUAUAUAUAUAUAUAUAUAUAUAUAUAUAUAUAUAUAUAUUUUUAUCUCCACUCUGUCCCCUGCAAAAAUAACCGAUCACUCUCUGCCUCUCCUGUAUGAAAUACUCAUAUUUUUCAUAUUUUUGAUCUUUUAUAUAACUGUAGAUUUCCUGUCCGUUUCUUUUUCUUCCUCUUUCUCUGUCUUGAUAACAGUUUUUAAACUGUGUUGUAUUGAAUAACUGUGUCAAAAUGGUCCUGUCUGUUUCUCUGUCACUCCCACUCUCUUUCUCUCUGUCUUGAUACCCCUGUUUGAUCCUGUCACCAGAACCCUCGUCUGCUGGAUGAUGUGAGCUUCCACCCGUGUGUGAGGUUCAAGCGCUGGGAAGCGGAGAGGAUCCUCUCCUUCAUUCCCCCAGACGGAAACUUCCGGCUGCUCUCCUACCACGUCAGCUCCCAGAAGUCAGUAGCUCUGUUCUCUUCUAGUCUUCUGCUCUGCUUUCUCAGGCUUUACAGUAUUAUACCACAUACAGUGCCUUGGAAAAAGUAUUUGCCCUGUUUAUGAUUUUCUCUAUUUUUGCAUAUUUUUUUAUACUGACUUCAACCAAAACCUAAUAUUAGAUAAAGGGAACCUGAUUUUACAAAUAACAAAAAAAAUGUUACUUAUUUAAUUUAGUUAAUUAACAAAGUUAUGCAACACCCAAUUCCUCUGUGUGAAAAAGUAAUUGCACCCUUACACUCAAUAACUGGUUGUACCACCUUUAGCUGCAAUGACUGCAACCAAAUGCUUCCUGUAGUAGUUGAUCAGUCUCUCACAUCACUGUGGAGGAAUUUUGGCCCACUCUUGCAUGCAGACCUGCUUUAACUCAGCGACAUUUGUGGGUUUUCAAGCAUGAACUGCUUGUUUCAAGUCCUGCCACAACAUCUCAAUUGGGAUUAGGUCUGGACUUUGACUAGGCCAGUCCAAAACUUCAAAUUUGUUGCUUUUUAACCAUUUCCAUGUAGACUUGAUUGUGUGUUUUGGAUCAUUGUCUUGCUGCAUGACCCAGCUGUGCGUCAGCUUCAGCUCACAGAUGGAUGGCCUGACAUUGUUCUGUAGAAUUCUCUGAUACAGCGCACUCACUACCAAGAUCCAAACUGCCUCUGGAAGCAAUUUAAGCACAAAAACUGUUCAUCAGGAGCUUCAUGAAAUGGAUUUCCAUGGCCGAGCAGCCGCACACAAGUCUAAGAACACUGUGCGCAAUGCCAAGCAUCAGCUGGAGUGGUGUAAAGCUCGCCGCCAUUGGAGCAGUGGAAACACGUUCUCUGGAGUGAUGAAUCACGCUUCACCAUCUGGCAGUCCGAUGGACGAUUCUGGGUGGAUGCCAGGAGAACGCUACCUGCCCGAAUGCAUAGUGCCUCCUGUAAAGUUUGGUGGAGGAGGAAUAAUGGUCUGGGGCUGUUUUUCAUGGUUCAGGCUAGGCCCCUUAGUUCCAAUUAAGGGAAAUCUUAACGCUACAGCAUACAAUGACAUUCUAGACAAUUCUGUGCUUCCAACUUUGUGGCAACCGUUUUUGGGAAGGCCCUUUCCUGUUUCAGCAUGACAAUGCCCCCGUGCACAAAGCGAGGUCCAUAUAGAAAUGGUUUGUUGAGAUCGGUGUGGAAGAACUUGACUGGCCUGCACAGAACCCUGACCUAAACCCCAUCGAACACCUUUGGGAUGAAUUGGAAUGCCGACUGUGAGCCAGGCCUAAUCACCCAACAUAAGUGCCCGACCUCACUAAUGCUGUUGUGGCUGAAUGGAAGCAAGUCCCCGCAGCAAUGUUCCAACAUCUAGUGGAAAGCCUUCCCAGUAGAGUGGAGGCUGUUAUAGCAGCAAAGGGGGGACCAACUCCAUAUUGAUGCUCAUGAUUUUGGAAUGAGAUGUUUCACGAGCAAGUGUCCACAUACUUUUGGCCAUGUAGUGUACAUUUUUGCCUGUCUGCCCUAAAAUGCAAAGUUUAAAAACAUAUCAUAGCCAAUGCCCGCUGCCAAUAAUCUGUAAAUAAAUAUAACUAUUGAUGAACACAUACAGUAUGUCAUGACUAGGGGCCUGAGUUUUUCUUACAGGUAAAAGUCAGUAAAUUAGAAUAUUUUGAAAAACUUGAUUUAUUUCAGUAAUUGCAUUCAAAAGGUGUAACUUGUACAUUAUAUUUAUUCAUUGCACACAGACUGAUGCAUUCAAAUGUUUAUUUCAUUUAAUUUUGAUGAUUUGAAGUGGCAACAAAUGAAAAUCCAAAAUUCCGUGUGUCACAAAAUUAGAAUAUUACUUAAGGCUAAUACAAAAAAGGGAUUUUUUAGAAAUGUUGGCCAACUGAAAAGUAUGAAAAUGAAAAAUAUGAGCAUGUACAAUACUCAAUACUUGGUUGGAGCUCCUUUUGCCUCAAUUACUGCAUUAAUGCGGCGUGGCAUGGAGUCGAUGAGUUUCUGGCACUGCUCAGGUGUUAUGAGAGCCCAGGUUGCUCUGAUAGUGGCCUUCAACUCUUCUGCGUUGUUGGGUCUGGCAUUCUGCAUCUUCCUUUUCACAAUACCCCACAGAUUUUCUAUGGGGCUAAGGUCAGGGGAGUUGGCUGGCCAAUUUAGAACAGAAAUACCAUGGUCCGUAAACCAGGCACGGGUAGAUUUUGCGCUGUGUGCAGGCGCCAAGUCCUGUUGGAACCUGAAAUCUCCAUCUCCAUAGAGCAGGUCAGCAGCAGGAAGCAUGAAGUGCUCUAAAACUUGCUGGUAGACGGCUGCGUUGACCCUUGAUCUCAGGAAACAGAGUGGACCGACACCAGCAGAUGACAUGGCACCCCAAACCAUCACUGAUGGUGGAAACUUUACACUAGACUUCAGGCAACGUGGAUCCUGUGCCUCUCCUGUCUUCCUCCAGACUCUGGGACCUCGAUUUCCAAAGGAAAUGCAAAAUUUGCUUUCGUCAGAAAACAUGACUUUAGACCACUCAGCAGCAGUCCAGCUCUUUUUUUCCUUAGCCCAGGUGAGACGCUUUUCGCGCUGUUUCUUGGUCAACAGUGGCUUGACACGAGGUAUGCGGCAGUUGAAACCCAUGUCUUUCAAGCGUCUCUUGGUGGUGGAUCUUGAAGCCCUGACUCCAGCAGCUGUCCACUCCUUGUGAAUCUCCCCCACAUUUUUGAAUGGGUUUUUUUUCACAAUCUUGACUAGGGCGCGGUGAUCCCUAUCGCUUGUACACUUUUUCUGACCACAGUUUUUCCUUCCCUUUGCCUCUCUAUUAAUGUGUUUGGACACAGAGCUCUGAGAACAGCCAGCCUCUUCUGCAAUAACCUUUUGUGUCUUUCCCUCCUUGUGCAAUGUGUCGAUGGUCGCCUUUUGGACAGCUGUCAAAUCUGAAGUCUUCCCCAUGUUUGUGUAGGCUUCAGAACUGGACUGAGAGACCAUUUAAAGCCCUUUGCAGGUGUUUUGAGUUAAUCAGCUGAUUAUUUUGUGGCACCAGGUGUCUUCAAAAUGUAACCCUUACACAAUAUUCUAAUUUUGUGACACACGGAAUUUUGGAUUUUCAUUUGUUGCCACUUCAAAUCAUCAAAAUUAAAUGAAAUAAACAUUUGAAUGCAUCAGUCUGUGUGCAAUGAAUAAAUAUAAUGUACAAGUUACACCUUUUGAAUGCAAUUACUGAAAUAAAUCAAGUUUUUCAAAAUAUUCUAAUUUACUGACUUUUACCUGUAGUCAAGUUACAGUACUGUGAAAAAGUAUUUGCCCCCUUUUCUAAUUUUCUCUACUUUUGCAUAUGUUUUAUACUGAAUGUUAUCAGAUCUUCAACCAAAACCUAAUAUUAGAUAAUGGGAACCUGAGUGAACAGUUCUUGUGCUGACGUUGCUUCCAGAGGCAGUUUGGAUCUCGGUAGUGAGUGUUGCAGCCGAGGACAGAUGAUUUUUACGCGCUUCAGUACUCGGCGGUCCCAUUCUGUGAGCUUGUGUGGCCUACCACUUCGCGGCUGAGUCAUUGUUGCUCUUAGACGUUUCCACUUCACAACACUUACAGUUGACCAGAACAGCUCUAGCAGUGCAGAAAUUUGACAAACUGACUUGUUGGAAAGUUGGCGUCCUAUGACGGUGCCACGGUGAAAGUCACUGAGCUCUUCAGUACGGGCCAUUCUACUGCCAAUGUUUGUCAAUGGAGAUUGCAUGGCUGUGGGCUCGAUUUUAUACACCUGUCAGCAACGGGUGUGGCUGAAAUAGCCGAUUCCACUAAUUUGGAGGGGUGUCCACAAUUUUGGCAUAACAUGCACACACCUCUGCUUGCUUCCCAGUUUUUUAAUGUUUACUUUUUCUUGUUAUUGUCUUAAUUUUAGUCUCCACCCAUUAAGGUCAACAAGGUAUUUCAAAGUAAAUUGACAUUGUAGUUGUGGCUCAAACCUAAACUAGUUUUAAAAUGUUAGCUAGAUGAAGACCUGUGUUUGGUUGGAUGUUACAUGAAUGAUUGAAUGGAUGUUUUUAUUAUCAAAACAUCCAUUUGACAAAGCCUUAAGAUGUAAGUAGUAUAGUGUCAGGAACAUAGUGCAGUACCGUACGUGUUUAUAGAUUGGAUUAUUAUCCCUUCUGGUUUUGCUUUGGAAAACCCAGGAACAAUAUUUGGCACCAACGCCAGUAUGGCCCUGACAUUUACAUUAUAUAUCCACAUUUUUAGUUAGAAGUUUAAAAUGUUGAAAGUUGUAAUAACAAUGUAACAAACUGACAUCUGAGCAGAAAAUGAUUCACUUGUUUUAUUCAGUACUAGUCACUCGCACACUUUGUGUUCAGUGUGCUCUGUGAUGUUUUUCUCUCGGUGUCUGUCCUAGCUGUUAUUCUGUGUCUGCCCCUCAGUCUGGUGGCCAUCCCAGUGUACGUCAAGCACAACAUCACAUUCAGGGAGGGUAGUUCUCAGGGCCGCUUUGAGCUUACCCUGGGCCCCAAGCAGACCAUGGGGAAGGGAGUAGAGGCCGUUCUGGUCAGCAGCCAGCUGCCCCGCGGAGUCCUCAACACCAACCUCAACCCUACCCAGGGGACAUACACCUUCGACCCUGUCACUAAGGUAAGGUGGUGGGAAAGGGAGUGUGUGUGCAGAGAUGGACUUAACCGACCAGUUUGUGGUGUAUGCUGUGAACUGAAGGGUAUGUAAUCAUACAUUCCGUGGGAUGGUUGAUUCCUCCCCCCACCCACCUCUGUGUAUUCAUAAUAAUACCCUUCUCCCUGUGUGAGGAUAUUGUGUUGUCCCUAUGCAGCUCCUGUCGUGGGACGUGGGUAAGAUCAACCCUCAGAAGCUGCCUAGUCUGAAGGGCUCUAUGAGCCUGCAGGCAGGGGCCUCCAAGCCAGACGAGAACCCUACCAUCAACAUCCAGUUCAAGAUCCAACAGUCGGCCCUCUCCGGUAAAACACACACACACACGCACACACAGACAGGUAGCCUCGAGGUUAGUGUUGGGCCAGUAACCGAAAGGUCGCUGGUUCGAAUACCGGAGCCGACAAGGUAAAAUAUCUGUCGCUGUGCGCUUGAGCAAGGCCCUUAAUCCUAAUUGCUCCAGGGGGGCUGUACAAUGGUGACUCUGACCAUGACCCCACUCCCCGCAGGAGUCUCAGGGGGAGUUGGGAUAUGCAAAUAAAACAUUAACAGGACGAAUAUAAGCACCCCCAAAAAUUAUUAUUAUUAGUAUUAUACAGACACCUUAUCAUAAUUGGUUAUUACACUCUAGAGUAGAAGUUGCCACUUAGCAGCUGAUUUAGUAUCAGUUUACUUUACCCAUAUUCUUAGCCGUAAUCAUUUUAGGGAAUAAAGAAAUAUCUAACCCUAGAUCAGAUCUUUAUUAAUCUUCUAUCUACUAACUCCAUAUUACACAGCAUUCUCAGCAGACAGUCACAUGACAUCCACACAGCUCAUUCACAGUGACAGCUUUUACCAUUAGAUGGAAACAAGAUACUUAAUCUCUAUUUAAUCUAUAUGAUCCUCAGAGGUUUGCAUCUGUUUCCAAAAGGGAUAUACAUGUAGGUUAUUUCCCUUGCAGUGGCCAAAUCAAUUUUUUAUAUGAUUUUACUUGUUCUUCUCCAGGACUGAAGGUGAAUCGGUUGGAUAUGUACGGGGAGAAGUACAAACCAUUCAAAGGCAUCAAGUACAUGACCAAAGCUGGCAAAUUCCAGGUCCGGACAUAGAGGCUGGGCUCGCCACUCUCUGGCCUCUGCACCACAACCACUACUGUACAACGGAGAGGAGGGGGGGGGGGGGAGAAUAAAUAUAGGGAAGGGGGUGGCUAUGGUACAUUCCCUGUGUAAAUGCAUUUCAGGAUUUAUCCACACAAACUGUGGGCUCUGCUGUCUAACUGAACUACUACAGAAUGUGACACGACACACAAAAGCCUCUUUAAUGGAGUUGUUUGCACAGUCAAAUGUGUUAUUUAAGUGGCCACCAGUCUCAAUGUAGCUACAGCUCUUGUAGUAGGCGUAGAAUGGGUAUCUGUGUUGUAUGUCAUUUCUGGUUCUCUUUCCAAGCUCUUUGCUGUCCUUUGAGUUCCUCUUGUGAGUGAGAAUGGCAGGCAAAACGGUUUGUGUGCUUCCCUCAGAUGUGUUACUACUGUCUACUGCUAGAACCUCUCUUCUCAUGCUUCCAUCGAUUCCUUAUAAUCAACAGCCCAGAGUUUCUUCUGGUCAGGUCACAUGACCAGGAAAAGCUCCUGGCGCUACUUCUAUUACAUUCCUUAUGUUAUCCCUCUGUCCCCUUGGUAUUUUCUCCCUUCACUUAUUCCAAAACUCCCCGUUUCCUUAAAUGUUCUUCUAAGUCCUCUGAACCAUAUUUAUUUGUCUGUCUGUCAUCAACACUGAAGUCAACACACUGGAGUUUGAGAAUGUGACAUGAAAUCCCUUCCCCUGAAUCAUGCACUACCAUACUCAUUGUUCUAUCAACAGUUAGUACUGUAUGUAUAACCAUGUCCUUCCAAAUCAAAUCUAAUGGUUGUAGUAUGUUACUGCUUUUCUCUCUUUAUAUCAUAUAAGGUGUCAUGUUGAGCACCUUGCUGUGGCUUACCUGAAGUUUUAUCCACCUUAAUCCCUCCUGAUUACUUUUUAAUGAUUAUUUAUUGACCAAUGAUUGAUCAGUGACUAAAUCCUGAUCCAAGCACCAAAUCUUAUACUGUAUAGCCCUAUUAAAUAAUGCAGCACAGAUUGAUAUUUUUUACUCUAUAGUGAAUUCUACAGAGGCUUGUAUUUAAGACCACCAUAAAGACCAAUAAGAUGAAACAUGCUGGCCCUUUAUUAUGUUAUUGAAGCUGUGACACACAGUGGCCUGGCUGGCUUUCCUCUUUGUAGGUAUGUUCUCUAUACUGACUGACAUACUACAGUUUGAUGGUAACGAUGGGUUACCCUAUCAAGAAUGUUAAAGGUUUGCGUUUGUGUUUACAGCUUUUGUGUGUCUGUCAAAUGAAUUCAAACUGAGUUUUACAAUGGUAUGAUAUUAAAGAUUUAAGAAUUUAUAUGAUAUACCCUGAAUUAUCCAGUCCAUUUUUGUCCUCUCAGUUAGUG